AUGUCUCUUAAAGCUGAAUUAAAGCAUAUAAAGAAUAAAUUGGCUUCUAAGAUCGAUGAGCUUGAACGAUUAAAAUCAGAUACUACAUCAGCAAGCGAGGAACAAAGUUCUAUAUCGAAUUCUGAUAGGUUUGAAAAACCGUUGCUUUGCAGAUCCUUUAAGGGCAACUCUUCGAGUCAUAAUAAUCUUGCCCAAUAUUUUGUAUGUAGAAAGAAAGAUAAAAGUAUUCUUAUAUACGAAUCUUCAAAAGUAAGUACUCCCAUACUGGCUCAUGAUAAUAUAGAUGAUACAAAAAGGGGUAGACCUUCUAGGUCAUUGUUAAGCAAUAAAGAAUUACCUAUUGUAGUAUUAAGUGCAGGUAUGGUUAAUAACGAUAAUAAAUAUCAAACUCCUCCUAUCAUUAAGUUCACUAUUUUUGCUUUAGUGCCAGAUUAUAGCCAUUAUACAACUGCCUCUGGCAAUCUGUUUUCUGGAAUAUACUCACAGAGUGAGGAUACUAAUGUACCUAAACCAACUAUAAGCAAACAAAGUGAAGCGAUUCUCUGA
Funneliformis mosseae is the source of this 546-nucleotide messenger RNA. NCBI's taxonomy places the organism in Eukaryota, Fungi, Glomeromycota, Glomeromycetes, Glomerales, Glomeraceae. The record is from the annotation of a GenBank genome assembly.